Molecule: messenger RNA, 2050 nt
Organism: Lolium perenne
Lineage: Eukaryota; Viridiplantae; Streptophyta; Magnoliopsida; Poales; Poaceae
Product: DNA (cytosine-5)-methyltransferase DRM2-like
Cellular component (GO): nucleus
Molecular function (GO): protein binding; DNA (cytosine-5-)-methyltransferase activity
Source: RefSeq, a predicted model, not a curated record
UACUGACAUGGUGAAACACCUAUUAACUUUUGACUUUUCAGUUGAUUUCUUGAGUAGUAUCUUCUGUUUUCCCAUAUACAGUUUUCAUAUUGCAAAUUUCAUGUCACAGGAUUAUAACAGCGACAGUGAUGAUAGUUACAAUUCCGAUGACUGGGACAAUGACGGUGAGGCUGAAUCCUCGUCUGCUCCAGCUUUGAGGAGCCCUGAUACUCCUGGCCCGUCCACACUGGUACCUCAGAUUUUGAUUAGAGAUAACAGUGACACUGAUGAGUUCGACUGGGAUGAUGAUGAUGAUGAUGAUGAUGAUGAUGAGGCUGGCCUCUCGUCUUCUACAGCCCCGAGAAACCCUGAUGCCCCUGGUCCGUCCACAUUGGUGCGACAGGGUGCUGGUGGAAGCACCAAUGGGGCGGCGUCAUUGUCUUAUUCAAUUGAUGAUUAUGUGGCAAUGGGUUUCUCGAAAGAAUUGGUCUUGAAGGGCAUCAAGAACAUAUUUAAAACUAGUGGUAAUAGUGAUGGAGAUCCAAACCAAUUGCUUGAGCUACUCCUGGCAUUAAAGGAACUAGGUGAUGACUCCUUAGUGGAAAAUCUCCCUACUUCUGGCUGUACCCCCAAAAUUGUUGAAAAUGAAGUUGAUUCUGAAGGCUGGGAUGAUGAAAAUGAUUUUUUUGAGAGGGAUCUUAGCUCUCAUGGUUCUAAAGUGGAGGAUUUUCUACAGGGCAUGUCACCGAGGGACAAGAAGAUCCGAUACUUACUGCAAAUGGGGUUUCCUGAAGAUGAAGCGAAAAUGGCGAUCACAAGAUGUGGUUUGGACAGUGCCAUGUCUGUCUUAGUUGAUUCUAUUCAUGCAUCACAGGCUAUCGGAGAUGAGCAAGAGACCAGGAACAAUAAUUGCAUUGAUUCCUCAAUGGAGAGAAAGAAAGGAAAGCUCAUGGAAGAUUGCAAGAAAAGGAAACUCUUUGAAAGAGGUGGAGAAAGCCGGCCUUCUUGGUAUCAGAACCAUGACGAUCUGGUGCGUGUUCCAAGUCAUAUGAAGAGAUUUAACUUGCCGAAUGCAGUGAAUAGAGGAAUUCCUAAAGAAGCUAUUGGACCACCAUUUUUCUAUUAUGAAGAUGUGGGUUUUGCCCCAAAAGCCAUCUGGAAUAAAAUCUCAACAUCCCUAGACAAUAUUGUGGUGGAAUUCUUUGAUUCAAAGUGCAUGAGUGCAGCUGCCAGAGAAAGAGGAUUUGCUCAUAACUUGCCAAUUGACAACAGGUCAACCCUUCUUCCUCUCCCGCCAAAAACAAUAUUUGGUGUGUUCCCCCACACCAAGGCAUGUUGGCCCUCCUGGGACAAAAGAACACAGCUGAAUUCUUUGCAGUCAUGCAAGGCAAGACCAAAACUGUUAAAGCAUAUUCAACAUCUUCUUGCACGCUAUGAUGAUAUACCACCGCUAGGGGUCCAGCAAUUUGUUAUGGAGGAGUGCAGAAAGUGGAAUCUUAUUUGGGUUGGGAAGAAUAGAGUUGCUCCCCUGGAGCCCCAUGAUAUGGAGCAUCUUCUUGGAUUUCCAAGGAAUUAUACCAGAGGAGUCACUACAACGGAUAGAUACAAGUCUUUAGGGGACGUGGUCCAAAUAGAUACAGUGGCCUAUCAUUUCUCUGUGCUCAAGGAUAUGUUUCCCACUGGCAUAAAUGUCUUAUCUAUGUACAAUGGCAUUGGAGGUAGUGUGGUUGCACUUGACAGGCUCGGUAUUCAGUUAAAGACGGUGGUGUCCGUUCAGACUUCCGAAGUCAGCAGAAACAUCUUCAGAAGCUGGUGGACGGCGACUCAAUCAGGCACACUGGUUCAGAUCAAUAAAAUGCAAGAUUUGAGUGAUGACGCAGUUCUAUCACUAAUCAGAAAAUAUGGAGAUUUUGACUUGGUUGUUGGAGGCAAUGCAUGCAACAACCUCCUUGGCAGUGGUGAAUAUGACCCCAAGCAAUUUUCUUUAUUUUUGGAGUAUGUUAGAAUCCUGAAAGCUAUUAGGUCAGCUAAGGGAUCAGGAUGUUGAUAAGUUCUAGUCUAAUUGGUGCUA